Paramecium octaurelia is the source of this 831-nucleotide messenger RNA. The record is from the annotation of a GenBank genome assembly. Lineage: Eukaryota; Ciliophora; Oligohymenophorea; Peniculida; Parameciidae.
UCAAAUAUUUCAUAGCAAAUGCAACAACAACAACAAUAGCAAUAACAAUAACAACUAUAAAUUAACAUGACUACCGAUGAGAAAGAUCACAUACUAUAAAGAUUGAUCUUCAUUUUAAAAAAUAAGGAGAGAAAACCAAAAAAUGAUCAAUUUAAAUAAAACAAUUUUCAAGAAGAAACUUAUUUUGACACCUUGUUAGAUGGAAUAGAAAAGGAUUCUCAUAUCUCUAAAAUAUCCUCAGACACUCAUUCAAGUUACAUUGAAAUUAAGAUUUCAGAUUAUGAAGCUCAAUUAUUAAAAAGCCUUCUUGAAAACUUAUAAAGAGAAGUUAAAGAAGCUUAAUCUUAAUUUUCAGUUUAGGAGAAGAUAGGUAAAGGAAGAUCAGACUUACAAAAUCAAUAAAUUUCUUAUGUUUAUGAACCUAAGAGAAAUGUAAAAUCAGAUGUUGUCUAACCAAUCAUUUAGGAGGAUACUGAAGAAGAAGUAAUUUUUUCUGAUUAGAUGCCUUAAAAAAAGAGCUAAAAACUCUUGAGUAAACAAUAAAUUUUAGAAAGUCUUAAGAACAUGAGAAACACUUAUAAUAAGCGGCUUUAAGAUCUUAAGAAUACAAAGCAGACUAAUAAUAGUCAUGCGAAAAUAAAGAAAUUAAAAGAUAAAACUCCUAAAUUUAGAACGAAUUAACAAGAAAAUCAUAAAGAUUUAAUAAUUAUAUUGGAGUUUAAACAAGUACUAAAUGAUAUUCAAUAAACGUUAUAAUAAUAUGAUUAAGAAAUGGAAGGAUUAGUUUGAUGAAUUCUAGAACAAAAGUACUAAUGUAGGUAUUAAUGCAAC